Molecule: messenger RNA, 1242 nt
Organism: Daphnia pulicaria
Lineage: Eukaryota; Metazoa; Arthropoda; Branchiopoda; Diplostraca; Daphniidae
Exons: 7
Coding region: 1-1242 (413 amino acids)
Source: RefSeq, a predicted model, not a curated record
AUGAGUUAUCAAAGCUCCGUACAAAGUCCUGGAAGUCCAUCAUUCGCACAACAGACCAUGAAGUGGCAAAGGAUCGAAUUGAACGCGGAAUCAGUUUUGGCCAAUUUCCGGGCACUGGAUUUACGCAUAAGUCACGUCAUUGACAUUUGCGAAUCACUGGAACAACUAGGGAGGUACGGUGAGGGGAUCAUACCGGUGACAUUCUGUACUGAAAGAGAGCGCGAUAUUGGCCAAAGUCUCACGAAGGCCCAGGACAAUUUUGUUGAAUUGGCCAUUAAUCUCGUCACUCACAAUCGUGACAACAUUUUCGACAUUUUGAAACCGGAAGAAUGGUACCAGGCCUACAAUAGCUACCAAAAUGAGACCAGGGCAUUAGAGAUUCAUUUGGUUCACGACUUUGAAGAUGCCAUCCACCGCUGCAGCACGCUCUGGAAUAUCUACGAAGUUCUCAUGUCGUUUAAACAUUUGUAUCGACGCCCACUCUUCACGGCCGUAAUCAAUUCGACUGCCAAUCAGCUCCUUAAAAAAGCUUCUCGAGAGGCGAAGGUAGCUUGCGGCAUCAACUCCGGCGACCCGUGGAGCACUCCAAUCAGCGCCACGUUAACUACUCAGACGACCCGGUUGGCCGCCUCCGCUCAACGUGCUCGAGGUUACCUCGAUAAGAUAGCUAAAUUGGUGCAAAUGACGAGCUGGGCCGGAAGUCCUAGUUACCGAGAGAAGGCUCUAUUACGCUGCCAGCAGGCUCACCGACUAUUGGGCGAAGCCAUCAAGAAAGAAUUUGCGGAUUGGAUCGAUAAGCUACAUCUCGAAGUGGCGUUCAACACUAGUACGGCGCUCCACAAAUCGGCAAUCCGGCGUCACUUCAAGCGACCUGAUUGGAUUCAGUGUAACCUUGACGGAGUUGUUUUACAAGUCAUUCAAGCAACUGAAAGUUGGGAUCGCCUCCUCAUUGAACUUCCGGGCCAGGUUUCUUCAUUGUGGAAUGAGCGGAAUGAGCUGCGUAACGUUUACGGAUCCGUCUCCGCCUUGUGUCAUUACUAUAAUUACAUUGUUGAAGGAAUGGACGAAAUAGACAAAGACGCUCAACGGGAAGCCAUGGUUAAGCUGGAGAAAGCAGUCCAACCAUGCUUGAAUGCACACACCUGGAAACAACUGAUCCUCAUUAAAAGAGUUGUUACUUCCUGCUAUUUUGCAAUGGAGGAAGUCGUUCAGGACCUUAACACACGCUAUGCAUUGGAUUGA